AUGUCCCUCAGCCGCCGCGCUGCUCAUUCGACGAUCCAACGACCCACCAAACCCCCCCUCGAACGCGACGAUACGAAUGCUUCCACCACCGCGGAAUCAUAAUACCAAUUAAUUCACACAAGAAAAGAGACGGAAAGGAAGAAAAAGAACGAGAGAGACGGAAGAAGUAGGGUAAGAACGGCGAAAGGCUAGGUCGAACAGAAAAGAAGCAAGCACCCCAGCUCCCAAGCUAUAAUAAAGACAUGUCCUACAACUUCCCACUUCCACCCCUCUACGGCCUCAACUUCCACCCAAACGACGAGAACGGCAACGUCUUCGGUGGUUUUUUUCCCGGGCGGUUCCCCCUCCCUGUUAUCGUGCAGGCCCCUUCAUCCUCGGGAACCUUCGACUCCGGCUCCCCACCUACAUCACCUUCAGGGUCCUCGGAGCUAGAAGAGGAAGACGAAGAAGACGACGAAGAGGAGGAGGAGGACGAGGAAGAAGGCUAUUCAUCCGAAGACCAACGUUCAGCUUCCGAACACGGCGCUCCUUCCUCGGAUCGCGUCUCGCGCUCAGGUCCUACCUCGCCGCAGCAGCCUUCGACCCCCGACUCCGCCGAAUCCUACCUCGCCCACUACGCUGCAAACCUCCCACCAAGUCCUAUCCGCCACCACUACGCAGGAUCGUUCUACCCAGGGCAAGCGAUGGUGCAAACACGCUCAUCUUCCAGGACCUACGAUCAACCUCCUAAUGCAGCUCAGUCCGCUCGCGCUGGAGCCUCAUCCUCCCGUGCUGGCGCUGAAGCCCCGCCCUCUGGCGCCACAGCCGGCGGUAGUGGUGGUGGUGGUGGUGGUGGUGCGUCACGCACGGGUCGUUUGCCUCCGGGUGCACCACCGUCCCAGCCAACACGAAGAGCCCA
Molecule: messenger RNA, 898 nt
Organism: Tricharina praecox
Lineage: Eukaryota; Fungi; Ascomycota; Pezizomycetes; Pezizales; Pyronemataceae
Exons: 1
Source: RefSeq, a predicted model, not a curated record